Molecule: messenger RNA, 1590 nt
Organism: Rotaria sp. Silwood1
Lineage: Eukaryota; Metazoa; Rotifera; Eurotatoria; Philodinida; Philodinidae
Source: the annotation of a GenBank genome assembly
AUGGCUCCGACAUCGACUAAGUUACGUCCGUUGGUUAAAGGAAAAAUUCUUAAAAAACGUACAAAAAAAUUUAUUCGUCAUCAAAGUGAUCGUUAUGUCCGUCUACGUCCAAACUGGCGUAAACCACGUGGUAUUGACAAUCGUGUUCGUCGACGUUUUAAGGGUGUUUAUUUAAUGCCAUCAAUUGGGUACGGUUCUGAUAAACGCACACGUCAUAUGCGUCCAGAUGGUUUCCGUGCAUUUCUUGUUAACAAUGUUAAGGAAUUAGAAAUGUUAUUAAUGCAGAAUCGUAAAUUUGCUGCUGAAAUAGCUCAUUCAGUAUCUGCACCAAAUCGUAAGAAAAUUAUUGAACGUGCACAACAAUUAGCUAUUAAGUCACGUACUGACACAGUGGAUCUGACUGAUAAUGAUAUUCGAAUUGAUAUUUCGGAUGCACUUAGUGAAAAGGACAAAGUUAAAUUUACUGUUCAUACAAAAACUACAUCAUCAAUGUUUCAAGAAUCGGAAUUUAGUGUCACACGUUUACAUGAAGAAUUCAUAUGGUUACAUGACCGGUGUAAUGAGAAUGAAGAAUAUGCGGGCUUGAUUAUUCCACCAGCACCACCACGACCAGAUUUUGAUUCAUCUCGUUCUAAAUUACAAAAAUUAAGUGAUAGUGAAGCUUCUUUAACAAGGGAAGAAUAUGAAAAAAUGAAACAAGAACUGGAAGCUGAAUAUUUGGCUAUGUUUAAAAAAACUGUUUCCAUGCAUGAAGUAUUUCUUCAACGUCUUGCUGCACAUCCAGUUUUACGUAAUGAUAAUAAUUUUCGUAUAUUUCUUGAAUAUAAAGAUGAUUUAAGUGUCCGUGGUAAAAAUACCAAAGAACAAAUCAGUGGCUUCUUUAAAACAUUAACAAAAACAGCUGAUGAAGUAUUCCUAGCUAACCAAAAGGAAAGUGAUGAAUUUUUCGAACGCCAAAAACAAUUUCUUUUAACAUAUAAUACCAAAAUAAAAGAUACAACAACAGCUGCUGAUAAAGUAACACGAACACAGAAGAGUAAACAAAUUCUUUUAACAUAUUUUCAUCUCAAUCGAUUAUAUCUAGGUAUUACUGAUACAUAUAUUAAAUUAUCAAGUCAUUUAAAUACUUUAUCAAUAUCGGAUACAAAUGAUUUAUUAAAAUACUUUAUUUUAAUGGCAGAUUUUUUUGAAAAAUCUCGAAAAUCUGAAAUACGUAUACAAGCUGAUAUUGAUCUUAAAUUAACAGAUACAUUAAAAUAUUAUACGCGUGAUACAAAAGCUGCACUUGAUUUAAUGUAUCGUCGUUCGCGUUGUUUAGCUGAUUUUGAGACAGCUAAUAAAAAUUUAGAUCGUGCACGACAAAAAAAUAAAGAUAUACAACAAACAGAAACAAUUCAACAAAAUAUAAAGAUAAAAUUUGAAUCUAUUUCAGAAAAAGCAAAAGAUGAAUUGAAUGAUUUUAAAAAUCGACGAGUACAAAUGUUUCGUAAAAAUUUAAUUGAAUUAACUGAACUUCAAAUAAAACAUACCAAAUCUCAAAUCCAAGCUAUCAAAAGUGUUAUACAACAAUUUGAAGCACUCUCAUCAUAA